CAAACCAAUAAGAAAUACUAUAAUAUGGAUAAAAUUAAUAGGCCUAUCCUUUGUUUUAGAAAACAUGAGAUACUCGAAAGCUACAACCAAACAGCGUCAUCAUGAAGCGCUGUCCCUUUAACAUCUGAGCCGAUUUGAGUGGGGCCAACAUGUUACAGUUCUCCUCCCCUUAAUGGAUUAUUCACAAGUUCAGUCCCUCAAGACUUCUGGACGAACCGUUUGACAACAAGCCAAAUAGCUAGCGCGAUAUACGCAUUGGUUUUGCGGUGUUAUUGUUUAGUUUAGCCGGUGUCAAUGUUAAGUUAAGGACAACAGGUGGAAUAUUCAGUGUAGACAGUGGAUACAUUCAAAGAAGACCGUAAAGAAAUGCUUGGCUGGUUUUCUUUAGGUAGGAGCCACGCGGUAAAUGAAGAUAUAUGUCUAUACCGGUAUGGUCUGGUGAUUCAAACAAAGAGGGAUGGACAGAACGAUAGACAACGCUCUCUGUAGUGAGGAGGACUUCUAACUGACGCUUAAUGGUGCGCUAAUCGUCAUUUGUUUGGAGGAUACAUCAUCAUGGUGGUUGAGAGGACACUUCUCGCAGCAAGGCAAGGGGAUGUACAAACUUUGAAAGUACAAUUAGCGGAGAAAGUACUCAACGGCGAUGUGAAAGAUGUGCUGGGAGCGACUCCCGUACACCACGCAGCUCGAGCAGGGAAGCUCACCUGUCUGCGGUAUUUGGUUGAGGAAGCGGGUUUACCGGCGAACAGCCUGGCGAGAAACGGCGCGAGUCCUGCUCAUGACGCCGCAGCCACGGGCAACCUGACCUGCCUACAGUGGCUCGUGACGCACGGAGGAUGUCGAGCGGCCGAUAAGGACAGCUCAGGGGCCACUGUCCUGCAUCUGGCUUCCCGCUUCAGCCAUCAUGAGAUCAUUGAAUGGUUGCUGAAAAGUGGGGAAGGGGAUCCUACUGUUGCCACGGAUACAGGGGCAUUGCCUGUUCAUUAUGCUGCAGCUAAAGGGGACUUGCCUUCGCUCAGGCUGCUACUGGAACACAGUCCAAAGUAA
Pimephales promelas (fathead minnow) is the source of this 1047-nucleotide messenger RNA. Lineage: Eukaryota; Metazoa; Chordata; Actinopteri; Cypriniformes; Leuciscidae. The record is from RefSeq and is a predicted model, not a curated record.